Effrenium voratum is the source of this 870-nucleotide messenger RNA. The record is from the annotation of a GenBank genome assembly. NCBI's taxonomy places the organism in Eukaryota, Dinophyceae, Suessiales, Symbiodiniaceae.
AUGGGCGCCGAGCACUUGGCACGGUUGCAGGCCAUGGCGCCGCUGUUGCCCCACGAGAUGGAGCAUAUCCGCAGGGUCUACGACGAGGACGUUUCUAGCAAGAAGUUCGCCUCGAUCAUUUCGCCCCGCGAGGAUGCCCAAAUGUUGCGAAGCGGGGACCAGAAGGCGGUGUCCUGCGAGUGCAUAGUAGAGCUCUACGAGCUUCUCUGGCGCUGGGGUCAUCGAAAGAAGAGCCGCUUUGUGGAAAACUUCGGCUUUACGAUUCCGGACACGGUUGUCAUCGCGAAGGGCAAGCCCUACGCCUGGUACUUUAUAAGCAAGAAGGACGGCUCCCUGCUCCGGAAAAGCGAGGGCAACCUUAGUCUGUCGCUGCUGGAGAAGAAGCUUGUUGGCGACCGGGACAAGGAGGACAGCCGCGACGCACGACCCUGCGCUGUUUGGUUGCCAAUGGCCUCCCAGUUCCCGGAGGCAAGAAGUCCGACGCCAUAUGCGGAGUUCUUGUCAGUGAAGGGCUUGCAGGAGUUCAUUAUGUGCCUGAGGGAUCGCCACUCGGGCAUCAUUCAGGGCUUCGUGCAGCCCCACGGUGUGUCCAACUCGCUGGUGCGCACAGUUGAGUUCCGGCGCCAGACUUCGUUGUCACUGCGAACAAAUCGCUCAUUGCUGGCCACAGGGGGCAACAUCUUCGACCGAUGUGCCACCUUCGAGGGCUGGGAAGGCCUUUCUAGCCUAGCAAGCCGCUACCGGAACCAUCGGCACCCGCACAUGGAGGAUUUGAUCCUGGCGGCCAGUGAGACCUUGAAUCGGCGCAUUGAGCAGGAGAGGGUAAGGCCAGAAGGGGUUGACGUGGCCCAGAUUCUCCCAUUAAGUUGA